AGAAACAUACGAGAGGAGCCCUCAUGUCGCCGGUCCUUUUCGCAACCCAAUAAUAAAAACAAACUACCCAAAUUUGAAAAUCUCACUACUGUAAUCCCCUUCCAUGGCGGCCGGCAUUACUCUUCUCUCUCUACUUCUUGUCUUAACAGAUUCUUUGCUAAAAUGCUCUGCCGGCAUUACAUUGCCAGAGUUCGAAGUAUUGAAGGCCUUCAAGCUAAAUCUCCAUGAUCCACUUGGAGCCCUCGACGGUUGGGAUUCGUCGACGCCAGCGGCUCCCUGCGACUGGCGUGGCGUCGGUUGCUCCUCUAACGGUCGUGUCAUCGAGCUCCGGCUACCUCGCCUCCAGCUUUCCGGACCCCUUACCGAUCAAAUUGGUUAUUUGCCUAUGCUGCGCAAGUUUAGUAUUCGUUCCAAUUCUUUCAAUGGUACCAUCCCUCGUUUUCUAUUUCAGUGCAAUCUAUUAUACUCUGUUUUGAUGCAAGACAACUCUUUUUCCGGCGCCAUCCCGCCGGAAAUCUCCAAUCUCACCAGUCUUCAGAUGCUUAAUCUCACUGGAAACCAUCUUUCCGGCCAAGUACCGGCCGAUCUCCCUCGAAGUCUCCGUUACAUUGACAUAUCGUCAAAUUACUUCUCCGGAGAAAUACCCAGGAAUAUUUCCGGAUUAUCUCAGCUUCAGAUUAUUAAUUUCUCGAGCAACAAGUUUUCCGGCGAGAUACCGGCGAGUUUUGGUCUUCUCCAACAGCUUCAAUAUAUUUAUCUUGAUAACAAUCUUCUCGUAGGAACACUUCCGUCUGCACUCGCUAAUUGUUCUUCGCUUAUACACUUGAGCGCGGACGGAAACCAGAUCGGCGGCGUGAUUCCGGCGGCGAUUGGAGUCCUUCCAUACUUACAAGUUGUUUCACUCUCUCACAAUAAUCUUUCCGGCUCUGUCCCGUCGUCGAUGUUUUGUAAUGCGCCUUCAUCUCCUUCGUUGCGGAUCGUGCGUCUGGGAUUUAAUGCAUUGACGGAGAUUAACCCACCUGAAACAACCUCUUGUUUUAGUGUUCUUCAAGUGUUAGAUCUUCAGCAGAAUCAGAUUCAUGGCGCUUUUCCUGAUUGGUUGUUUAUAAAUGUUUCGACUUUAACAAGUUUGGAUUUGUCGGGUAAUAAUCUCCCCGGUUCGAUUCCGGGAGGAAUUGGGAAUUUGCUGAAAUUGCAAGAGUUAAAGAUGGCGAAUAAUUUACUUAAUGGGAUUAUUCCAGUUGAGAUUACGCAAUGUCGUUCUCUUCAUGUUCUUGAUCUUGAAGCAAAUCGAUUUUCCGGUGAGAUACCCGAAUUCCUAAGUCAGCUUAAGGGUUUAAAGUUUCUCUCUUUAGGUGGAAAUCAGUUUUCUGGAUCGAUUCCAUCUAGUUUCAUCAAUCUCACUCAGCUCGAAACCUUGAAUUUAAGAGACAAUAGCCUGACCGGAUCGUUCCCGGAGGAAUUCACAAGCUUGAUAAAUUUAACUGUGUUGAAUAUCGGCGGGAACAGUUUCACCGGCAAGAUUCCGACGAAUAUCGGGAACUUGAGACAGUUAGCGACUCUGAAUAUCAGUUCCAACGCCUUCUCCGAUAAAGUUCCGGUGACUGUUGGACAGCUCUACAAGCUAACGACGCUCGACAUGAGCAAACAGAAUCUCUCCGGCGAGCUGCCAUUUGAUCUCGCCGGAUUACCCAAUCUCCAAGUGAUCUCCUUACAGGAGAAUAAUUUCUCCGGCGAUGUUCCGGAAGGUUUCAGUAGCUUGAUGGGUCUCCGAUAUUUAAACCUCUCAUCAAAUUCUUUUUCCGGUGAUAUUCCUUCAAACUUCGGUUUUCUUAAAUCAUUAAUAUAUCUUUCCUUAUCAAACAACCAUAUCUCAAACUCAAUUCCGCCGGAGCUUGGGAACUGUUCUUCUCUACAAAUCUUGAAUCUCCGGUCAAACUCUCUAACCGGCCAAAUCCCAUCUGAUCUCUCUCGUCUUUCUCAAUUGACAGAGCUUGAUUUAGGUCAAAAUAACUUGACCGGUGAAAUACCUCAAGACAUCUCCAAAUCAUCAUCUUUAUCUUCUCUGUUUCUAGACUCCAAUCUUCUUUCCGGCAAUAUCCCAUAUCCUCUGUCUAGCUUGUCAAACCUCACCACUUUAAAUCUCUCAGGAAACAACCUGACCGGAGUAAUUCCGGCGAACCUCACAUUGAUUCCCAGUCUGGCCUACUUUAAUGUCUCAAAUAACAACCUUGAAGGCGAGAUCCCAUUGAAACUUGGUUCAAGAUUCAAUAACCCGACAGAAUUUUCCGGUAACAGAAAUCUCUGCGGCCGGCCAUUGACUGUGAAUUGCAAGGGGAGAACUUCCGGCGGCCGUAGAAAGAGGCUUAUUCUGUUGAUUGUAGUGAUUGCCACCGGGGGUUGUUUGUUUAUGUCUUGUUGUUGUUUUUACAUUUUUAGCUUCCUAAAAUGGAGAAAGAGGCAAAACGGGUCAGAUGAAAAGAAACCUAGCCCGGGUCGAACAAGUGGAAGUCGGGCUAGUAGCGAAAGUGGGGUACCGAAAUUGAUUAUGUUCAACAACAAGAUAACCUUAGCCGAGACCAUCGAAGCCACGAGACAAUUCGACGAAGAGAAUGUUCUAAACCGAUCAAUAUACGGUUUGGUUUUCAAAGCAAUUUACAACGAUGGAAUGGUUCUAGCGAUCCGACGUUUACCCGAAGGAUUAUUCGACGAGAAUAUGUUUAGGAAAGAAGCUGAGUCUCUAGGGAACGUGAAACAUCGAAACUUAACCGUUCUCCGAGGUUAUUACGUUGGACCGCCCGAUGUUCGUUUACUCGUCUACGACUACAUGCCAAACGGAAACCUAGAUACACUCCUCCGAGAAGCUUCCCAUCAAGACGGGCAUGUGUUGAAUUGGCCAAUGCGACAUUUGAUCGCACUGGGGAUCGCCAAAGGAUUGGCGUUCCUCCAUUCCUCUGGGACCCUUCAUGGGGACCUUAAACCACAAAACGUGUUGUUUGAUGCUGAUUUCGAAGCUCAUUUAUCGGACUUUGGUCUCGAUAAGCUCGUUGUUCAUCGAACUUCAACCGAACCAUCUACAUCAAAGACUACUUUGGGGACCAUUGGAUACAUGUCGCCCGAGGCUACAAUGACAAAGGAAUCAGAUGUCUAUAGCUACGGGAUUGUGUUGUUAGAGUUGCUUACGGGUAAAAGACCCGCUAUGUUUGGUGAAAACGAGGAUAUUGUGAAGUGGGUUAAGGGUCAAUUGCAAAAAGGGCAAAUUUCGGAGCUUCUAGAACCGGGUUUGAUUGAACUUGAUCCGGAAUCUUCGGAAUGGGAGGAGUUUUUGCUUGGAGUUAAGGUGGGAUUGCUUUGUACCGCCCGAGAUCCCAUGGACCGACCCAUUAUGUCCGAUAUUGUUUUCAUGCUAGAAGGGUGUCGGGUCGGGUCCUCGUCUGCUGAUCCAACUUCUCAACCAUCACCAGUUUGUGAUGGGUAAUUUUGUGUUUUGUUAGGCUAUAUCCAUUUUUAACUAUGGUUGAAUUGACAGAAUUUUGUUGCU
Molecule: messenger RNA, 3541 nt
Organism: Impatiens glandulifera
Lineage: Eukaryota; Viridiplantae; Streptophyta; Magnoliopsida; Ericales; Balsaminaceae
Product: probable LRR receptor-like serine/threonine-protein kinase At4g36180
Exons: 1
Coding region: 104-3478 (1124 amino acids)
Biological process (GO): protein phosphorylation
Molecular function (GO): ATP binding; protein kinase activity; protein binding
Source: RefSeq, a predicted model, not a curated record